Messenger RNA from Andrographis paniculata, 1158 nucleotides. RefSeq names its product 3'-5' exonuclease-like. NCBI's taxonomy places the organism in Eukaryota, Viridiplantae, Streptophyta, Magnoliopsida, Lamiales, Acanthaceae. Gene Ontology annotation, molecular function: nucleic acid binding; 3'-5' exonuclease activity. Gene Ontology annotation, biological process: nucleobase-containing compound metabolic process. The record is from RefSeq and is a predicted model, not a curated record. Bases 179 to 880 code for a protein of 233 amino acids. Gene Ontology annotation, cellular component: cytoplasm; nucleus. The transcript has a single exon.
AGGAAAUAAUCUCAUUGGACGACAAGAACAAGAACAAGAACGCAACGUGAUUGGUCGAUUAUCAAAAUUACCAUAUUUAUCGCUGUGCAAUUAAUACUUCGAAUUUAAACAUGGUAACAAAGGAAACUAUAAAUAGUAGUCCUAGUUUCCUCACAUAUUUCUCACUCUCACGUUAGUCAUGAAACUGAAAGGACCCCGAAGCUCCAUCCCUCCGCGCCUCCGCCGCCGUCAAUCCUCGCCGGAGAAGACGCAGUCACUUUUUCCGGCCUUAUAUUCCGUGCUGUUCUACAACGACAUCGUCCACGUCACCGUCGCCAAAAAGGCCAUCCACGUCCACCAAUGGAUUUCCUACAUUCGGCACCUCAACCGUCGCUUCGUCCGAACGUUGGUGGGUCUGGACACCGAGUGGCUCCCCAACAGGGCUCCCGGAGACGAUCAUCCAGUCGCCAUUAUUCAGCUCUGCGUGGGGUCUUCCUGUCUGAUUUUCCAAAUUCUUCACUCCGACAGCAUUCCGGUCUCCCUUCUUCAAUUCUUGGCCGACCCCUCUUACAUCUUCUGUGGUGUCGGAAUUGAAGGCGACGUCGAGAAGCUUUACUCGAACCACGGUCUGUUCGUGGGGUGUUAUGAAGACCUCAACAAUUUGAAUAAAAUGGCGACGUGGGGUGAGAAUCGAAGGGUUUACAGAUACAUGGGGUUAAAGAAGAUGGCCAUGGCUGUUCUUGGGAAGGAGAUGAAGAAGCCAUUGGAGGUGACUUUAAGCAAUUGGGACGCUGAGAAUCUUGAUCCUGACCAGGUUGAGUAUGCCGCCAUUGAUGCCUUUGUCUCCUUCCAGAUUGCUGUCAGGCUGACGUCAUGGAUUGCUAUGGCUACUCCAUUCUAGGAUUACUCGAACCAGGAUUUCAUGGAAGGUCGAUAGUGUUAGUUAGAUACAUUGCUGCUUGUAAAUCCCACAUUUUGACCAGACAAUAGUUUGUGUGAUACUAUGAUAUCUUCCAUCAUCACUGGAUCUAAAUUGAAGAAUCAAUCCCAAAUUGGAUUAGCUCUUCGACAUUUAAUGAAACAUAGUUGUUCUAGAAGCAAAUUUAUGUCCUCUUUUGUAUCUACAUUCUUUGGAUCAAACUUUCCCCCAUGUGGCCAUGUUAGCCUCUUGUGAAAGCC